UGCCGUACAUGACGUACCGAGUGGGCGGAACCCUGUCGUUUCGAUUAGCUACUCCUGAAAGUUUGCGGAAGUUUAAGUUUAUAGCUAAAGUUGGAGUCAUACGUCAAGAGACUAAAACCAGAAAGAGCCUUGAUAUUUUUUUUUUAGUUGUACUUCAAUAGAUGGACCUCCGUUCAGAGAAAAUACAGCGGAUCCUCUCCAAGUACAAAUUCCAUGAUGUUGCGGUUGAGGAGCUGCAGAAGAUCCAUCGAAUCUACCCUGGGAUGCUGCCAUCCACAGGCACAUACACAUUUAGCGACAACACCCAAAAAGAUCUUGUGAGAUUAGUUGGUAACGUCCCAGUCAAGUAUGGAGGUCGCUCUUACAACUUCCCCGUUCAGCUGUGGUUGAUGGACUCAUUCCCCUUCACUCCUCCCAUAUGCCUCCUGAGACCAACCCCUAGCAUGGCCAUCAGAGAGGGCAAACAUGUUGAUGGAGGAGGACGGAUUCACCUGCCGGGGCUGCACAACUGGGAUUAUCCCAAGUCAUCUGUGGUUGGUCUUCUGUCUGAGAUGAUGGCCAAGUUUGAGGAGGAUCCUCCACUGUCCUCAAAGACCACGGGGGAAAACAAAGACCCCCACGAGCUCCUGGCUUUUGUUUCUAAUCUGCAGAUCAAUGACGGUGGAAACAGACAUCAUGAUCAACAAACUAACAAAGUGUCAGUUAUCGGGGGAGGAGAUUUAGGAAUGGCAUCGGUGAUGAGCAUUUUAUCAAAGUGUAAAGUGGACCAACUUGUUUUCAUUGACGUCACUGAAAGCUCAACAAAGGGCGGCAGCACUGAUCUGGAGAUAUUCCGACUGCCCCAGGUGGAAGUAUCCAGAGAUUUGGCGGCCUCUGCGGGCUCCAGGGUUGUCGUGGUGACCGCAAAUGCAUGGAGCAGCGAGCAGUCGUACGUGAGCGUGGUUCAGACCAAUGUGGACUUGUACAGAGGGAUCAUCCCAAAUCUUGCACGUUACAGCCCCAACGCAGUGAUGCUCAUCGCUUCACAACCAGUCGACAUCAUGACCCACGUUGCCUGGAGGCAGAGUUGCCUGCCUCCGACACGGGUGAUCGGAGCAGGGUGUAACCUGGACUCAGAGCGACUCAGUCACAUCCUGGAUAUAAACCUGAACACUCACAAACCAGCCUGGGUCAUAGGGGAACUGUCAGACAGCAAAGUUGCUGUGAUGAGUAACAGUGGGCUGAGCUCCAGCGUGCAGACACAGAUCGCAGCCGAAUCCAACUCUACCAAACCGUUGUUAGACAGGGCGUUUGAGAUGAUGAAGAAUCGAGGCCAGCGGUCAUGGUCUGUGGGUCUGUCCGUCGCUGACAUCACAAACAGUGUCCUGACGGAUAAAAUGAAGACCCACUCAGUCACCACCCUGGCUCAGGGCUGGGGUGGCAUAGGUGCAGAGGUGUUCCUCAGCCUGCCGUGCAUCAUGGGAUCAAAUGGUUCCACGCGUUUGGCCGGAGUGUCACUGGGGCAGGAAGAAGACGCCAAACUGAGAGAGAGUGUCACCUCCCUUUCUAACCUCAUUGGUCAGCUCAAGAUAUGAAGGAUUUGAUUGUUUUCCCAGUUUUGGUUUAAUUUAACAGUUUGGGAGAUAGCAGCUGCUUGUUGACUGUUGUCCAGUCAACACAAACACUCUUCAAAUGGACUGUGCCUUUGCUGAAUUUGAAUGCAACUAACACUCACACUAGAAUUUUGAAGUUAUGGAUAUAAUUAUGGUCUUAUAUAUGUAUAGUUUAAUCAUAAGAUUUGUUUAUAUAUUCUUGUUGGAUACUGUGUAUAAAAUAUGGGUAAAAAUCAGAAAAAUGCAUGAAUGCACUGUUGUAUUUUUGGAAAGCCAUGAAAAUUCUAUGCAAAAACAUCUUAAGAAUAAUCUUGUAGAUGUGAAAUAUAUUUUUGUCAGAAAGUUGAAUUUGGCCUGAACUACAUUCACAAAGAUGAUGUAAUUAUCCUUACUUUUGUACUGAUCCAUUCCUUACAUUAUUCCUUUGGAGAAAACUCAGGGUGUUGGCCUAUAAAGUGUGAGGAAUGUAUACAUUAUAUUCAGGCGCUUGUGUUCACUCAAUGAUGAAAUACAGCUCGUAUAUUUGAAUGGCCUUAUUUGCUGUCUUAGUGCGGUUUCCAUAUUUAAAGCAAUAAGCGUUUCAGUGCAAUCAUUUUAAAUCGCCUUUGAUCUUUUGUUUACUUUGUGUAAAAACACUUUGCAUAGCUAGAACCAAAAAUAUGUACAGGAAGACGACACGAUUUUGUGGGUGUGCAAUAAAUAUCUGAAACCA
This is a messenger RNA of Anoplopoma fimbria (sablefish), 2304 nucleotides long. It is a transcript of the gene uevld, whose product is annotated as UEV and lactate/malate dehyrogenase domains. The coding region runs from base 162 to 1574 and encodes 470 amino acids. Gene Ontology annotation, molecular function: oxidoreductase activity, acting on the CH-OH group of donors, NAD or NADP as acceptor. The transcript has 12 exons. NCBI's taxonomy places the organism in Eukaryota, Metazoa, Chordata, Actinopteri, Perciformes, Anoplopomatidae. The record is from RefSeq and is a predicted model, not a curated record. Gene Ontology annotation, biological process: protein modification process; protein transport; carboxylic acid metabolic process.